AUCUUCGUUUGCUUCUUCUACGCAGUGCAAACACAAGUUAUAGAAGAUUGAUUGAGUUAGUUUUUUAUAAUGGAAACUGUAAAUACUCCGAAUUUAGCGGAGCAAAAUAAUGUGGAAAAAUCAAUUAUUUCAACACCGAUUUUAAAAAGAUUACCGAUUGAAUUACAAAAUAGUCAAAAUCGAAGAAGUUCGUCCCGUUCAAUUAAGCGCAAAAGGUUUGAUGAUGAAAUAGUGGAGUACAGUAUAAGUGUUGCACAGUCACGAGCUGAACCAACUAGAUUCGGCCGUGGGCGAAUUCCUACACUACCGUUCCUAGCGCAUGUAUUUCAACCAGGGCUUGUACCACCUGAGGUGUUGACAAAAAAAGAAAAUUCAUCAGAAAGUGCAUCAAGUGUUGCAACACCACCAAUAGUUAUAGCAAAUAGUGCUGCUGCAAAUAUCCCACAACCAUCGUUGCAAAGUCUUGCAUACGAGCGUAAUCCAAGUUCAACAAUGGCUGAUAGACGUCGCCAGCCGCGUAUGAAUAGAAGAUCAAAGAAGAAUGGUCGUACAGCUAAUGUGUAUACAGUUAGGGAUCUCGGGCGUUUUAAACCUAUCGAUGAUCUCGCAUUACUCACAAAUAUACUUCUAACAAAUGAUAUACGUGUUGUACACCGUGGUGUGAAAUUUUCGUGCAAAUUUACUUUGCAUGAGUUGCAGAGCCGUUGGUCUUCUUUAUUACAUGAGCCAGCAAUAUCAAGAAUUGCAAUCGCUGCAAUGCGCAAUUUGCAUCCGGAGUUAAUUGAAUCAGUUCAACGUAAAGCUAUGUUUAGUGUAGCAGAAGAGGAAAUACUGGGUACAAUUAAAAGUAAAGACAAUCCUAAACUAGAACAAUUUGAGGAAUUGCUGAAUAAGUAUCGCACUGUUUUUUAUAAGGCUCGUACAGCAAAAUCAUUGCAAUGUCAUUGGCAUAAAAUGAAGCAAUAUUUGCUUUUACCUGAUCAAGACAUAAGACCACUUUGUGAUAACUUAGAGCCAAUGAGUUUCUCUGAUGCAGAGGAAAUAGUGGUGGAUAAUGAAUCCUUGGAACCGCGUGACGAAGUUCUUGAAAUUGAACUUGCAUUAGCUGAUCGUCGAGAUAAGAGAGAAAUACGUAUACUUGAGAACGAACUCAGCCGUUGGAAUGUGCUUGUUGAUUCCAUACUUGGUAUUGCUACAGCUCCUGAGUUUGAUAGUCAAACAUUGGCUAUAUUACGCGGACGUCUUGUACGGUAUUUGAUGCGUUCCAAAGAAAUAACAUUUGGUCGGGAUGCAAGAGAUUGUCUUGUUGAUGUAAAUCUCUCAUUGGAGGGUUCGGCAUCUAAAAUCUCACGUCGCCAAGGUACCAUUAAAUUGCGUAGCAAUGGCGAUUUCUUCAUUUCUAAUGAAGGUAGACGACCAAUUUUUAUUGAUGGCACUCCUCUGCUCUCAGGCAACAAAACACGUCUUUCAAACAAUUGCAUGGUAGAAAUAUGUGGUUUACGCUUCGUUUUUCUUGUUAAUUAUGAACUAAUAAAUGCUAUUCGACACGAGAGUGCCAAGACAACUGCAGCUUUAAAUUAAGUGCAUUGAUUUUCAAAUUUAUGAUUAGUUUAACAUAGUAUAAAUAAAUAACCGAAAAAGUUCAAAUAUUA
Teleopsis dalmanni is the source of this 1652-nucleotide messenger RNA. It is a transcript of the gene Rcd5, whose product is annotated as microspherule protein 1. The transcript is spliced from 4 exons. Gene Ontology annotation, cellular component: NSL complex; Ino80 complex; MLL1 complex. Bases 70 to 1581 code for a protein of 503 amino acids. Gene Ontology annotation, molecular function: protein binding; G-quadruplex RNA binding. NCBI's taxonomy places the organism in Eukaryota, Metazoa, Arthropoda, Insecta, Diptera, Diopsidae. The record is from RefSeq and is a predicted model, not a curated record. Gene Ontology annotation, biological process: positive regulation of transcription by RNA polymerase II.